AUGUUUGCGCGUUUUGUUGGAAUUGGUGUUGGACACGAGGUCCAAUACACAUCUUCAGCAAUCAGACAAGAUUGCAGUGAACAUCAGGAUGAACCAUUCAGUUGCGAAAAUGACUUGGACAGUAUGGAUGAUGAUAGCGAGGUGAUAGGCGACAUACGUGAGCUAAGGGGCGACUCAGAUGAAGACGAGGCUGAGGAAGUCGAUGAUGAAAGCGAUGGUGGCAGCAGCAGUACCAAUGAAAUAGCUGACGAUGACUCAGAAUCAGUUUCUGAGCCGGAGGACGACGCAGAAGAGGACGAUUGGGAGGAUUAUGACUUGGAUGACUCGGAGAACCUAUAUAAAUUUUAG
Suillus bovinus is the source of this 348-nucleotide messenger RNA. RefSeq lists its product as uncharacterized. The coding region runs from base 1 to 348 and encodes 115 amino acids. The transcript has a single exon. The record is from RefSeq and is a predicted model, not a curated record. NCBI's taxonomy places the organism in Eukaryota, Fungi, Basidiomycota, Agaricomycetes, Boletales, Suillaceae.